AUGUCUAGAGCAGAACCAUCAGAACAUACCAUUGCUGCUAACCAAGAAGUGGCAAAUACCUUGCCCUUUCAUAAUAAGCAGGAUUUCGUUGAUGCACUACGUGGAAAGAUUAAAGAACUAUUUCCACGUAAAGUUUAUAAAGAUGGUACAGGCGAACUGGUAUGGGACUUGACACAGUAUGAUUUUCAACAGCAACUUGACGAUAACACCUUUCCGGCAUGUCCAGACUCCUGUAAUCCUAGUCUGUGGAGAGUAGCAUUACUGAAUGCUGUAUCGGGAGUAUUUGAAGUAGUUCCAGGCAAAGUUUUCCAAGUUCGCUGUUAUGACAUCGCUAACAUGUCUGCAAUUAAGAGCGAUAACGGCUGGAUUAUUAUCGAUCCGAUGACUGCAACAGAAACAGCAAGAGAAGCUUUAAAAAAUCUCAAUGCAGCUUAUAAAGAGCGUUAUCCAAACGUUACCCAGCAAGAAGGAGAUCCACCCAUCAGAGCUGUAUUUUUUACUCAUUCUCAUACUGAUCAUUUUGCUGGAGUUUAUGGUCUUGUACCAGAUCCUAACGUAGAUACUUUACCAUUUCCUGUCUACGCUCCACCAGACUUCUUGCAUGAAGCAGUUAGUGAAAAUGUUGUUGCUGGCACAGCCAUGAUUCGUCGUGCUUUGAUCCAAUGUGGUAAGUUAUUACCCGUUGGCGAGCGAGAUCACGUUGAUGUUGGCAUCGGUAAGCAAAGUGGUGGUGGUAGCGGCGGUAUCUAUGCAGCUGAAGAAAUCCAAUUUGAUGGCGAUUUAAAAACAAUGAACGUUGAUGGUGUCGUAGUCGUGCUUUUAAAUGCACCAAACACGGAAGCUCCAUCAGAAAUGAUGAUCUACUUUCCACAGUGGAGAUCCUUUUGCUCAGGUGAAGAUAUGACGCAUACCUUCCAUAACCUUUUGACUCCGCGUGGAGCUAAAGUGCGUGAUCCAUUGACGUGGUCCAAAUGUCUGAAUAAAGUCCUUCGCUAUUUUCCUAACAUUGAAUCAAUGUUUGCAUCUCAUAACUGGCCAACUUGGAUUAAUCAUUUCGAGAAUGGGCCUUUUGAAUCUGGUCGUAUCACCAGCAUGAUCAAAAAACAAAGAGAUCUUUACAAAUAUGUCCAUGAUCAAUCUAUGCGAUUAGCCAAUAAUGGUUAUACUAUGCAAGAAAUUUCAGAAGCACUUCAAUUGCCACCUUCUUUGGCAAAUGAAUGGUGUAAUCGCGGUUUAUAUGGUACAGUCGUGCACAAUUCCAAGGCCGUUUACCAACGCUACAUUGGCUGGUUUGAUGCUAAUCCUGCUUCAAUGCAUCAACUACCACCUGCUCGAGCUUCAGAAGAAUAUCUUCGAUAUAUGGGAUCACUUGCAAAUAUUCUGUCGAUAGCUACUCAAGAUUAUAAUGACGGCAAAUAUCGUGCUGUUGCUAUGGUAUUGAACAACGUUGUUUACGGUACCCAUCGCGCUCACGACCAAGGAACACUUUCAGCAGCUGAUGAACAGCUUAGGACAUCAGCAAUCAACUUAUUGGCUAAUACUUACGAUCAGAUGGGUUAUCAAGCAGAAUCGGGCGCUUGGCGAGGUUUCUACUUAACAGGUGCUUCAGAACUUCGCAAUGGUGGACCACAGGGCCAAGGAACUUACCCUAUAUUUAAUUUAAGGACUGUCAGAGCCAUGAACUUAGAAUUGAUUUGUGACUAUUUAUCGGUUUUGUUUAAUCCAGAAAAUGUCAGUGAUGCUCAAUAUACUUUUAAUGUCACCAUUACUCCUACCUUUAAUCCUAGCGGCAAGGGAAAUUCCAACUUUAACAUUCCCGGUAGCAGUUACAUGAAAUGGUAUGUGGAAAAUUCAGUUUUUAAUUCAGAUACUGUCCUUUCCCACUCAGGAGCGGAUGAGAAAACAGCUGCUAUUGUUAUGUCUCGCUUUACAUUGGAUGAGUUGGUUGUAGGUACUCCUGGAAAUCAGCUCAUUGAUGAAGGCAAAAUACAUAUACUGCCGGGUACAGGUGGAGAAGCACAAGUCAGACUUUUCUUUGCAGCAUUGCAGUUGCCUACAUUUUGGUUUACCACCACUUUCCCCAAUUACUUUUAAAAUAAUGCGUAAUGCCAUCGGUUUAAUGCGUAAAAAUAGCUAUUGAUAACUGCCGAUGAAAUAUCUUUGUUCUAGUUCAUUUAAUCUCUAUAUCUUUGUAAUUUAGUGCAGUGGCUACAGGAAGCGAUCAUGCUUGAUACUCGGAAUUUAUCGUUUGACCAGGAUUAGUCGCUAACGUAUUAUCAGUAAUAAAAGGAUAUUAUUUCUGACAAUUAUCACGCGAAUUUACGACCAUUUAUUGGCCUUAUUUUACGAUCUCUUUCUUAACUAUGUUGAUCGUUACGACCAAUUUUGAAUGGGUUAAUUCGUAUUACAUCUUGUGAGAUUAUUCUAAUUGGUCUAGUGUAGCAUUUCUGAAUUGUUUACUUAACGGUGCUGUGCCUAAUAAAAAGUAAUUUUAAC
Messenger RNA from Trichoplax adhaerens, 2496 nucleotides. RefSeq lists its product as uncharacterized. The record is from RefSeq and is a predicted model, not a curated record. Gene Ontology annotation, biological process: dodecyl sulfate metabolic process. Lineage: Eukaryota; Metazoa; Placozoa; Uniplacotomia; Trichoplacea; Trichoplacidae. Gene Ontology annotation, molecular function: protein dimerization activity; linear primary-alkylsulfatase activity. Bases 1 to 2094 code for a protein of 697 amino acids. The transcript has a single exon.